GGUCACUAAUAGGCGGACCCUGGUCUGCAUCUAGACUAAAAUUAUGUCUUAUGCAAACCCAAAACUGAACCAAAACAAAAAUAGCAACCUAAAAUCUUGUUGAGCACUGUCUGAUUUACUGGCACAGCUUUUACAAUCUAAGCAGAUUUAUCCCUGAAGGAASAAUCUGUAAGGACUGAUCCUUGCACUUUCUGGCUCCAAAGGGCUACUGUCCUCAAAGCUUACACAUCUCUGAGGUAAGUAGCCCUGCAAAUCUUAAUUAUGUUUGGUUUCACACACAACCGUGAGCCAGCUUUCUCCACAAUGAAUAUUAUAAAAAACAAAUAUUGUUCCUGGCUCACCAAUGAGCACAUCCACACAUGCAUGAGACUGGUUCUGACAUCAUUCUAGCACAGGUUAAAAUUCUGGCAUGACAAGCAAGCGCUCACUUCUGUCACCGAAAGCAAAAGAAAUAAGUGAAUUAAGUCUAAAACUGUUCAGUUAUUAAAUCUGUUCAUCUUUAAAUAGUUUAAGUCCAGAUGGUAAACAAAAAUAUAAAUCAAGCUUUCUUCUAUUAGUUUUUUUCUGAGGUCAUUCACUUGUGAACAUGCAGUUUUCUUGUUUUACUUAGGUUCUUCUUUUGACUUGACAUCCUACUUUUACUCAGUGAAUGAGAGAUCAAACAUGACAAAUYAAACAUGCAUAUUCAGCUCCCUGUUCCAUGACAAUAAAUAUUGUCAAAAAGUACUUGAAUGACAUAAUUCAUUUAAUUUGAAAAGCAAAUCAAGGCAUGCAGACGCUGAAAAAACUACCCAGCUACUAAAUUUUAAGUUUAUAUAUAUAUAUAAUUUUUUUUUCUUCAGACCUUGGCAUCAUAAAAUAUUGCUAAGAUAUCAUGAAUUGAAUACCCCUGAUCUUGGAAAUCACUUUCAUAAAGGUCUAAGGUAGUGGAUAAAUAAUUAAUCUAUCACAAAACCUAGUGAAUGAUUUGUUCAUCAAAGAACACCUAAUUGGAGAGAGGAAAAGGGGUGGARCYUUAACACCUCCCCACCUGUCAUUUUCCUCCCAAGACUGAUGUUGCGCUCUCUGCGAGGAAUGUACAAUUAUACUGCGGUGCAACUCGAACGGACGUGGAGAAGUAUGUAGACUUUUUUUCACUGGAUGUACACAACAAUGAGGCCACAGAGAUUAAAAAUAAAACCAAAGGAUGAAGCAGCUCAUUUUGUGAGUCUGAGUCUGGACAAAGAUGGUUUUGAUGUGCAAUACAUAAACUCUUUGAAGGGUCGAGGAGUAUUUAGUACAUGCCACUUUCAGACAGGAGCCUUCUUGUUGGAAUAUCGAGGUGAUGUCAUAAACAGAGAAGAGUAUGAGAGACGGGUAAAAAUCUAUCAUGAUGCUAUGAAGGUCUUCAUGUUUGAGUUUCGUCAUAAUGGAAAAAAGUUGUGUGUUGAUGCAGCGAGAGAGGAUGGAUCUUUGGGAAGACUGGUUAAUGACGACCAUUUGAGCCCUAACAGCAAAAUGAAGACAAUAACAGUGAAUGGCAAGCCUCAUCUCUGUCUCUUUGCAAUUAAGGAUAUAAAUCCAGGGGAAGAGAUUACCUACAACUAUGGAMACGCUGAGUGGCCAUGGAGAGUGAAGGUUUCUGCUCACUGUGACAAAACUGCAGGUGAAGAACCGAUGGGAUCACUGUCCUCGUCUCUUGAACCACAGUUUUCUGCYCACCCUGACAGAACUGUAGGUGAAGAACCGAUGGGAUCACUAUCCUCAUCUCUUGAACCAAAG
Poecilia reticulata (guppy) is the source of this 1761-nucleotide messenger RNA. Lineage: Eukaryota; Metazoa; Chordata; Actinopteri; Cyprinodontiformes; Poeciliidae. The record is from RefSeq and is a predicted model, not a curated record.